Molecule: messenger RNA, 1551 nt
Organism: Pistacia vera
Lineage: Eukaryota; Viridiplantae; Streptophyta; Magnoliopsida; Sapindales; Anacardiaceae
Product: calcium/calmodulin-regulated receptor-like kinase 2
Exons: 7
Coding region: 123-1397 (424 amino acids)
Biological process (GO): protein phosphorylation
Molecular function (GO): ATP binding; protein kinase activity
Source: RefSeq, a predicted model, not a curated record
UUCUUCUUGAAAUAGGAUUUUAAGUUUCAAGAAAAAUUUUGCUGAUAUUUGAAAAAGGGAGCCUGUAUCAGUUUUUUCCUGCAAGAUGUUUUCAUUGCCUGAAGUUCAGAAGAGACCAAAGAAUGGCUCCUAAAGGUGAUUUGGUUAUUAUUGGCAUCUGUGUGGGUUUGGCCCUUGGCCUUUUGUUAGCUGCACUUGCGUUUUUUGGCAUAAGAUGGUACAAGAAGCGUGCUCCUCUGUGGCAUACAAAUGAACGAAGUGUUGCUUCUCAUCCUAUACGCACAAAUGGCUUGGGUACAAGCACUGAUUUGAGUGCUUCACUUUCAAGUUCCGUAGCUGUUAAGGGUCCACAAUACUCUCAGAAAAGCUCUCAGCCUUCUUGGUGGAGUCAUCACAGUAAAGACCGUUUUGUUUCUGUAUCAGGCAUACCUAGAUAUCCUUACAAGGAUAUUCAGAAAGCUACACAAAAUUUCACUACUAUACUAGGACAAGGAUCUUUUGGUCCAGUAUAUAAAGCGGCAAUGCCCACAGGAGGAGUAGCAGCUGUAAAGGUGCUUGCUUCUAAUUCAAACCAGGGAGAGAAAGAAUUCCAAACAGAGGUGUGUCUGCUUGGAAGGUUGCAUCAUAGGAAUCUUGUGAAUUUGAUAGGAUAUUGUGUAGAUAAAGGACAACACAUGCUAAUAUACGAGUUUAUGAGUAACGGGAGCUUGGAAAACCAUAUAUAUAGUGAAGAAAAAGUUCUGAGUUGGGAAGAAAGGUUUGAAAUUGUUCUUGAUAUAUCACAUGGAAUUGAGUAUCUUCAUGAAGGGGCAGUUCCACCUGUUAUACAUCGCGAUUUAAAGUCAGCUAAUAUAUUGUUAGACCACUCCAUGAGAGCUAAGGUUGCUGAUUUUGGGCUGUCAAAAGAAGAGGUCUUCGAUGGCCGAAACUCUGGUCUAAAAGGAACAUAUGGAUACAUAGAUCCAGCUUACAUUUCUACAAACAAGUUCACGAUGAAAAGUGACAUCUUCAGUUUUGGUAUUAUCAUCUUUGAGCUCAUAACAGCCAUCCAUCCACACCAAAACUUAAUGGAAUAUGUUAAUCUUGCUUGUAUGAGUCCGGAUGGCGCAGAUGAAAUUCUUGAUAAGAAACUGGUUGGAGCAUGCAAUAUUGAAGAAGUUAGAGCACUGGCAAGAAUGGCUCAGAAGUGCUUGCACAAAACUCCCAGAAAACGACCUUCGAUAGGAGAAGUUACACAGGUUAUACUGAGGAUAAAACAUCGGCGCCUUGCCAAAGAAGACACAAUGUCUUUUGUUGAUAGAGAUUCUUCCUUUUCACGAGUCGUAAGCCGGAUAGAAGGUCAACAAAUUGAGCUGAGUAAGUUGGCUGAGACGAGGGAGAGGCAUGAAGAAGUGUGAUUGGUUUUUUCAGUCUCGUUUUGAUUUAGGGUUUUAAGUUUUGACCAUCAGCCUUCCCUGGUAGUAAAUAUUUUAAAUUUCUAAAAUCUACACAAGCAUAAGUUAGUGUUAUAGAAGAACCCUGUCAUUCUGGAAAAUUUAUGAACAUAAAUCC